Molecule: messenger RNA, 3694 nt
Organism: Phialemonium atrogriseum
Lineage: Eukaryota; Fungi; Ascomycota; Sordariomycetes; Cephalothecales; Cephalothecaceae
Product: armadillo-type protein
Exons: 6
Coding region: 319-3234 (971 amino acids)
Biological process (GO): protein import into nucleus
Cellular component (GO): cytoplasm
Molecular function (GO): small GTPase binding
Source: RefSeq, a predicted model, not a curated record
UGUCCUUGCCUAACGGUUUAUUUUCUUUGAUGAGCAUAACGAAACCACUUUACCUGACUGAAACUUCUUAUCUUCUCCCCCAUUCCCUCUUAUUCUUCACCUCUCCCUCAGCAGAUAUACUUCUCAUAUUAGCAGUGUGCCUUGCCCGCGAGUAAUCCCCUCUCCCACCAGCAAAGUUAACUCGCGGAUCACAGCACCAGUCUGUCAAGGCGCCCGCCCCCUCGUCGUAUGUAGCCGGAGCUGUCCCGGACAACCACAAGUCACCGACCGUGUUAUCCAGUAUCGCCCCGCGCUUUGGCAACCCUUGAUCCGGUCAUCAUGGCAUCCAAUGGCGCAGUAGCUGUCGCCACGCCGGAUGCAGUCCUGGCAGCAAUGCUGACUAUGCGCGGCGGGGAUGCGGACAAGAAGAAGGCAGCAAUGGACUACCUCUCCAAGUUCCAGAAGUCGACAGAUGCUUGGACCACAACCAUAGCGAUCCUGCAGUCCCCCGCCGAAGCUGAUGCGCAACUAUUUGCGGCGACAACGUUAAAGGGAAAGAUUACCUAUGACCUAUCGACUCAGGUCCCCGAGAGCGACUUGCCCGCCCUACGAGAUCAGAUCUUGCUGCUCCUCAGGCACUUUGCGUCGGGUCCCAAGCCUGUGAGGGUCCAGCUUUGCGUAUGCCUGGCGAUAUUGGCCAUCCAGAUGAGGAGUUGGAAGGAUGUCCUGCAGACAGUUGUGGCCUCCCUUGGUUCCGACGUCCAGAGCCACGCAUGCAUCCUGGAUUUCCUACGAGUGCUGCCCGAAGAGGUCACGGAAGGCCGAAAAAUCACCUUGUCUGAAGAAGAACUUGCCCAGAGGACAAGCGAGUUGCUGGCAGACAACGCGGACCAGGUAGUUCAACUACUCAUCGACUAUGCCCAGUCAUCAGCGGCUGCUGCUACGAACCCUCAGCUCUUCGAGUGCAUCACCUCGUGGCUCCGCGAGGUGCCUGUCAGCACCAUCGCUGCAUCUCCACUCCUGAAUGUCGUCGUAAAUGGUCUGGCCCAUGACCAGUCACUCGAGUCAGCGGCUGAAUGCUUAGGGACCAUUUGUCGCGAGACGCGGGACGUGGAUGAUAAUCUUGAGACGAUCAAAAUCCUCCUACCGCGUGUCAUCGAGCUGCAGCCACGCAUCCAGAAGGUCGCUGAGGACGAGGAUACCGAGGCUUUCAAAGCCUUCACCAGAGUAUUUGCCGAUGCGGGUGACUCGUGGGCUGUGCUUAUUGCUCGCGAGCCCACACACUUCCGACCCCUCGUCGAUGCCCUUCUGGAGUGCGCCGCGAGGGACAAGGACCGCGACGUGAUCGAAUACACCUUUAAUUUCUGGUACGAGCUGAAGCAGUAUCUUACUCUGGAGCGGUAUAUCCACGCAAGAGUGGAGCUCCUUGAUGUCUAUUCGAAACUCGUCGACAUCCUCCUUAAGCACCUGGAGUAUCCCCAAUCCGAGUCUAAUAACGAGCUCGACCUGUUUGACGGCGACCGCGAGCAAGAGGAAAAGUUCCGGGAGUUCCGCCACCACAUGGGCGACACUUUGAAGGAUGCUUGCGAGGUCAUGGGUGUGACGGAGUGCCUGACGAAGGUGCUCGACGCAAUCAAAUUAUGGAUGCAGAAACACGGCGGCCAAGCGACGCAUACUUCCGUGCCGCAGUGGCAAUCGCUCGAGGCACCUCUAUUUUCCAUGCGCGCCAUGGGUCGGAUGGUCGACAAAGAGGAGAAUGCCGUCCUUCCUCAGAUCAUGCCCCUGUUGGUCCAGAUCCCCAGCCACGAGAAGUUGCGGUUCGCCGCCAUCAUGGUCUUCGGCCGCUACACCGAGUGGACGGCAGCACAUCCCGAGUUCCUCGAGCCCCAGUUCACUUACAUCGUUUCAUCAUUCCAAACCGAGUCCCCCGAGAUCAUUCGCGGUGCUGCGCAAUCCAUCAAGUUUUUCUGUACCGACUGCAAGCAUCUGCUAGGCGACCAAGUUCUCCAGCUUCAGAUUUUCUACGAUCAGAUUCUCGACAAGCUCCCAGAGCCCAGCCAGGAAGAGAUCACCGAGGGCGUCGCCAAUGUGGUUGGAGUUCAGAAGCCCGAGGACAUUUACAAGCUCCUCAAACUUUACUGUGACCCUCUCGUUUCGAGGCUCAUGGUCAAGGCCAACAAUGCAACGGAUAAGGAAGGCAAAUUGGCAGUGGCUGACCACCUUGAAUUGAUCAAGAUAUUCAUCCAAUACGUCAACCCCUAUAUCCAGGAGGGCCAAGAGAAUCCGGCCGUCAAGUAUUGGCAGGAAGUGUUCCCCGUUCUCUCCACGGUCCUGGAUAACUUUAUCGACUUUGUCCCGAUUUGCGAGAGGGUCUGCAGAUGCUUCCGGUUUAUUGUUCUCGCCUACCGGACAGCCAUGAUCCCCCUUCUAGCACCCAUGGCCAACAAGCUGGCCGAGAGCUUUGCAGCGUCCAAACAAGGCUGCUUCCUUUGGGUGACUAGUGCGAUCCUGCGCGAGUUUUCCGAGGACCGUGAGCACGUGGACGAGAGCAUUUCGGAGAACAUCUACGCCUUCUUCGAGGCCCAGGCCACAAAUGUCCUUCGGGUUAUGAGCGACCUCCCCCCUGCCGAGCUUCCCGAUGUCAUUGAGGAUUUCUUCCGCCUCCUCCUCGAUGCAUUGCUCUACUACCCCCAGAAGCUGGCCCCAUCCCCACUCUUCGUCCCCAUAUUCCAGGCUGCCAUCUCCGCCCUGACUCUAGAGCAGCGGGAUCCGCUGUCGGUCGUCCUACACUACAUUAGGGAUGUCCUCACCUACGGCGGUGAGAACCCGGCCGCAUCGGGUGUGCAGCUUGGCCCUGCCGGAGAGCACGUUCAACACGUCGUUAAGCAGUUGCUACUCUCCCACGGAGAGGCCUUGGUCAAGCAGACCAUGGCUGGAAUGAUGAUCACAUUCCCGCGCGACUGCUUUGCGGACGGUAGUGGCGUCCUGCUCGGCAUGUUCGAGCUUCUUCCUACGCAGACAACUGAGUGGGUUGAUCGGACCAUCCAUCUCCUUCCCCCGGGGACCGUGAGCCCCGUCGAGUCGAACAGACUCAUGGUGAAGAUUAAGGAGAAGCUUGUUACUUCCGACCCAAGUACCCUUAGAGGGGUGCGCGUUCUCCUUCAAGACUUCACCAAUACUUAUCGACGGCGGUAUGUUGCCCCGAGAGACGGCCUGGGUGAACUGGAGGCGACACGAUUCCACUUCGAAGGCUAGAGUGAUGGUGUGAGAUCUUAGGCCCGUGGGAGACUUUUCAAGGCAUGGGUACACGGGUGGGAAUACUUGGUCACCGAAGACUCCAAACGCCAGAGGCCACAGCAAUACCAUUCUAGGCCUACAGAAAGGCGCGGCACCGACGCAUUUGCUAAAAUGGCACGACUGGGUUGACGACGGAGAGAACAUAGAGCGAUGUGAGGGACUCCGUUGCGCCGGGAAAAAGGGGGGCGGGGGCGGGGGUCCACAUCAACAAAAUCAGUAAUAAAUGCAUAUGACGAGAGGGAACGGCAUUGCGCGGCUAGUGGGAAGCUCUUUACUUUGACCUGGUGGCUGGAGGACGUGUAGAUACAGGGAAUAGGAAAUGGGAGUGGUUGCAAGGCCGUCCGUCUGUGAGACGUGAGCAAGGUGGAGGGGCAGUCCGAUGACGGGUCCUCCUUUCCCGCUUCGUGUCCGGGAUGGA